AUGAUUAGACCGAUUGUGCGCACCACCGCCCUUGCGGUGCCACGAAAACUGGGUCCAAAGAAAUUCUAUUCCUCUAGCGUUAACGGUGACGGGUCUAAAGCGUCUGUCAAGACUAGAGCGGCGACUGUGUUAAAAUAUAUUUGGAUGGGAAGUUUUACAUCUACCGUGAAAAUUGACAAUGAAGAUUCCCAAGACAAAGACUUACAGUUUGACAAUCAUAUGACCUAUCAACAAUUACUCGAAUAUUGCCGUACUCACAAUAAUGAAUGGCCUAACUCACAACUCAUAAAAAGAACAUUUUCAUCAAUCCCAUAUGACCAAGACAGUGUUGAAGGAAAUCCUGUAAGAGUACUUCAAUGGAACGUUUUGUCACAAGCAUUGGGACAGAAUAAUGAUAGAUUUGACAGUUGUCCUUUAGAAGCUUUAGAAUGGAAACAUAGGAGGUGUCACAUGCUUGAAGAAAUUCUUAAACAUAAUCCCGAUAUUAUUUGUUUACAGGAAGUUGAUCAUUUUGAUUUCCUCAGCAGAGCUCUAGCUACACAAUCUUAUAGCGGUAUAUUUGUACCAAAACCAGAUUCACCAUGUGUGUAUAUAAAUGAUAAUAAUGGACCUGAUGGUUGUGCAAUAUUUUACAAAAAUGACAAGUUUGAUUUGUUAGAAAAACACGAUAAAGUAUUACAAGUAUGGACAGUCCACAGCAAUCAGGUGUCAUUGCUAUUGGUACUUAAAGAUAAAAAUACACAAAAAGAAUUAUGUGUUUCCACAACUCAUCUAAAAGCUCGUAAAGGAGCCUUGCUAUCCACCUUGCGAAACGAACAAGGAAAAGAUUUACUACAGUUCAUAUCUUCCCAUGCAGCUGACCGUCCAACAAUUGUCUGUGGUGAUUUUAAUGCAGAACCUACAGAACCAGUUUACAGUACUAUGUGCAGUUGUCCUUAUUUACCACUAGAUAGUGCGUAUAAGUUGUGUGGCUCAGAACCGCUGUACACCUCUUGGAAGAUUCGUGGAGGCGAAGGCGAAGUUAUGCAUACCAUUGACUACAUGUUUUACACUAAACAUAAAUUAACUGUUAGUAAUAUACUAGACAUGCCAAAAGAAAUAGAUAUUGGUGAGAAUAGAGUACCCUCUAUGACCUAUCCAUCAGAUCAUUUUUCUUUGAUAAGUGAUUUUUAUUUUAACAACAAUACAACAAAUUUUUGUGAAUAA
Macrosiphum euphorbiae (potato aphid) is the source of this 1206-nucleotide messenger RNA. NCBI's taxonomy places the organism in Eukaryota, Metazoa, Arthropoda, Insecta, Hemiptera, Aphididae. The record is from the annotation of a GenBank genome assembly.